This is a messenger RNA of Cydia splendana, 2998 nucleotides long. RefSeq names its product cyclic AMP-dependent transcription factor ATF-6 alpha (gene Atf6). Gene Ontology annotation, molecular function: RNA polymerase II cis-regulatory region sequence-specific DNA binding; DNA-binding transcription factor activity, RNA polymerase II-specific. Gene Ontology annotation, biological process: regulation of transcription by RNA polymerase II; endoplasmic reticulum unfolded protein response. Lineage: Eukaryota; Metazoa; Arthropoda; Insecta; Lepidoptera; Tortricidae. The transcript is spliced from 14 exons. The coding region runs from base 119 to 2380 and encodes 753 amino acids. The record is from RefSeq and is a predicted model, not a curated record. Gene Ontology annotation, cellular component: nucleus.
AGCGUGUUUCUCAUUAUUUUCCAUUAUUUUAUCACUGUAAUUGUUGAAUUAUAAAAAUAAGCUAAUGCUAUAAAACUAAUUAUUUGUGUUUACAGCCAAGCAAAUUUUGGACAGCCUAAUGGAUGUUGAUAUUUUGCUUGACAAUAAGGAAUACUUGUAUGGUGAUGAUUUUCUUGAGCAGUUAACAAAAGACUACCAAUGGUCCUCAGUGCUGGAUGCAACUAAUGCGUCUCCGAGUGAGAUUCUAGCAGAUGCUGCUUCAUUCCUUAUUCCGCCAGUUUCACCAAUACAGAGCAUCAAAUCGUCUUCCAAUGAUAGUAGCAAUUCAGACUCAAGCAGCGAUGAUGACUCCAAAAACAGCUCCUCAAAUACCCCCAGAGAUUCCUCUGUGUCACCAUUUGACUGGAUCUCCAGUUUUGAAGAUGAACCUGCAAAUAAUUUGAAUUUAGAAGAUAUAGAACAGUUCCUACAGAAAUGUGAUUCGUCCAACGCCAUUCCGUCAUUGACUGUGCAGCCGCCAAAUGUCAGGCCGCCGGAAAAUACCCAGGUGCGGCUGCACCACCGGCCGGUGGUCGCCAUCGAGAAUGGAGUCAUCAAAAUAGAGGGGAUCAAAUAUGAAAGUACAGUCUUAAAUCGAAACUUCACGAAAACGCAACCCGUGGAUAGUAAUGCUUGUAAAGUCAAUGGAGGCCUACCAAACACACCAAAUUAUUUCAAAGUAGUCAAUGAGCACAGCUUACCCAUAGUCAAAGAGCAAGUUGUGAACAAACAAAUUAAGCUGGUAGUCGAUCAGAAGAAAGUGCCUAGUUUGCUACUGGAUCAAGCUAACAUUCCGGAAAGCACGAAGGUGGGCAAGAUCGCCAUAUCUCCUUUACCUCAUAAAGUCAACUACCAAAGAAAGGUGUCGCCGCCUCGAAACAAUAUAGUAUUGUUGCCCGCGGUACCGAACACAAGUGCAAACGGAGCAGUACAAAAGCCAAUCGCUACAGACGAUAAUUCCCUAAGCUCUGUCGACUUAACUAAUUUAAGUGAAGAAGAAAUCAAAGCGUUGAAGAAACAGCAAAGGAUGAUUAAGAAUCGUGAAUCAGCGUGCCAGUCCCGUCAGAAGAAGAAAGACUACGUACUUUCCCUCCAGCACCAAUUGAUGGAAGCCCAUAACGAGAUCGCGCAGCUGAGACGAGAGAACACCGAGCUCCGGAGCCAGCUAGCUCUCUGCCCCCCGAGGGGCCGCAAGAUCCCGCGUUUGGACGGCAGGGUGUUGAUACCUAAGAAGAACAUCGCCCUGUUGUGCGCUAUGGUGUUCAUGGUGUCGCUCAACUUCAACAUAUUAGGGUGGGGUUCGAAACCACUGGUGGGGCCUACUGGCACUCACGUCGGCACCAGACACUUAUUAUGGUCAGAGGGUAUCAAAGAAGUCUCCGAGCCAAGUCAGGUCGAUAAAGAAUUUGAAGACGCCUCAAACCAGAGCGCCUACAGCCCUGACUGUCAGAACGUAACAGUGAAAGACAUGGGGCAUAUUAAUCAGAACGAGAGCAUUAGACUCGCAGGCGAGCUGAAGCGGUGGAUCGGACGCGGCACGACGCUUAACUGGACGAACAAGGAAGCCAAACCAAAGAGGAGGACUAGUCGGUACUUCACUGAUAAUAAAGUUACUGGUCUUUUAUAUGGGUCAUACAAGCUUUACAACAAGCUGAACCUAGACGGUAGUUUCUACGAUAAGCCGCGCCUCCGCCGCAUGAGGCGCGGGAAAGAGCUGGAGUUCGGAACAGCUGUGAUGGACUACGAAACUCUUUACCCGAAGGUGAAGCCUGACUAUGAUUACGGUGACUUCGGCGAGUGGAACGCAUUGCUGCGCGCGCUACACCGCCGCGACGACACGUUCUACGUGGUCGGCGUGGGCAAGGGAGAGCAUCUGCUGUUGCCGGCCGUCUCGCACAACGUCACCACGCCGCCCAAGAUGGCGCUCAUACUGCCCGCUAAGACCGGGAACGAUUCCACAAUGACUGACCACGUAACACUAAUGCAGAUCGAUUGCUCCGUGGUCAACACUACCCUCGUCCAACUAAAGUCCGAAGCCCUACCCAAGAGCAUAAGAGCGAAGAACGACCAGGUAAAACCGGCCGUCUACCCCUCCAAGCCUAACAAGAAAAAUUUUAACAACAAAGGAAUGCCGGAUAAUGUCGAUAUACUCCACAACAUAAGCAAUAAUGUAUCCAACUUCCCAGUAAACCAGAACCGUGAUAAAAACUUAGAUUUAAGCAAGGACGAUUUCUUCGCCCAAUAUUUAUUAUCAAAAUACGAAGAAACUAAAGGUGAUACAAAACAGGCCAAUAGUAGUAAAACAGAGAAAGAUGAAACACAGAAGACGGGUUCUGUCUGAUAUUUUUUUAUGAAGGGUCGUAGUGACAGAAAACCGUUGUUAACGUGCGGUUAUAAUCCUUUUUGAUUCUUUGCGUUACUAUAUGGUGUAAAAUUCGCGUUUGGGCUAGCUAAGAGUUUUAGUUUUAGACAUGUACUCUUGUUUCUCGCAGUGCAUUCUCAUUUGAUUUGCACAUUUACAUGUGUUUAAAUUUACUACUAUCGCUUAGAAGUCUUAGAACUACAUAUUUGGAAUCACUAUUUAUUACUUGAUACUAUGAUAAUCAUAAGCGUUGAGGGAGAUUAUUCAACACAUGAUAUUUGCAGAAUGGUUUAUACCCGUCUUUAUAAAUGUACCGUCUUUAUAUAUUGUGUUGAACAAAGGCGGAAAUCCCAUUAUUUACAUAUUUUCAGUCAGAUAAAAUAUUGGAUUAUUUUAUUAUGUUGCAAAUGAAAAUGUGAAUCAUUACUUCCUCCCUAUACUGCAGACAAGGCGUCUCAGUGCCGUUUUCCGCAAAUCUCUCUUGUCAGGUCUGUGGUAUACCAUGUCUGUCUCGCACCGGUCUAUUCAGCCACCAAAAACGGUGUCUCUCCGGUGUUACACCAUAAAUGGUCUGCAAUAAACGCAAAGGAGAAUGAA